Molecule: messenger RNA, 408 nt
Organism: Morone saxatilis (striped sea-bass)
Lineage: Eukaryota; Metazoa; Chordata; Actinopteri; Moronidae
Product: A disintegrin and metalloproteinase with thrombospondin motifs 2-like
Exons: 4
Coding region: 1-330 (109 amino acids)
Molecular function (GO): metallopeptidase activity
Source: RefSeq, a predicted model, not a curated record
AUGGGAGGUUUCUCAGUCGGGCUAUUUUUCUUUUGCUGGUCUGCAGGUCCUCUUUUAGGUUCUCUAAACCUGAACCAGAAUGUGUUGUGGUCAAGAUCCGGCUCAGCUCGACGACGACGCAACAUUGAAGAGGCUGAACUAUUUAACAUCGAGGUUUUGUUAGCUGUGGAUUAUUCUGUUCUUCUUUUCCACGGCCGAGACCACAUUCAGAAAUAUCUUCUGACUCUCAUGAACAUAGUUAACGAGAUCUAUCAGGACCAUUCUCUGGGCGCCAACAUCAACGUUGUUCUGGUCAGAAUCAUCAUGUUGUCGCCAGCCAAAGCGUACUAAACUGUGACUCUGUUUCAAAGCUACUGAAGGUUUCUGGUCAGGGAACUUUACUGUGUGAAUGAACUAAAGUUGUUUUUG